CAAAUAAAAUUAAAAAAAAAUAAAACUGGGUAUCGUCCAAAUGUCACACGGUCAAUAAAGAAUUAAGAUCGUGAUUGGAAUCCUACGUCUCUUUAUCCCUAUAAAUAAUAGCUACUUAAAUGCCAGCACCCACCAAUUCUACCAGACUCACAUUGGACAAUGGCCUCCUUUCUCCUCCUCCUCUCCCUACUCGACGCCAUUUUCCUCGCUGCCACUUUUUCUACCGCCUCGCCGCCGCCCGAAAUCCAGAUCAACGUCUGGCCUAAACCCACCUCCGUCUCCUGGUCCGAUGCUGCCCCAAUCGCCGUCGCUCUGUCCCCCUCCUUCCGCAUCCCCAACCCUUACCCGGACAACCCCUACCUCCGCGCCGCCACCGCCCGCUACACUCGCCUCCUCCACGCCGAGCGCCAUGUCCCUCUCCGCCCCCCGCCCCUGAAUCUCUCCUCCAACGCUCCUCCCCUCGCCUCCCUCUCCAUCUCCGUCGCCGACCCCUCCGCCCCCCUCGUCCACGCCGUCGAUGAGUCCUACAGAUUAUCCAUCUCCGCCGACAAUUCCUCCUCCGCCGCCGAGCUCGUCGCUGCCACCACCUGGGGCGCGAUUCGCGGCCUCGAGACCCUGUCCCAACUCGCCUGGGGCGACCCGCCGGCCGUCCCCGCCGGGAUCCGGAUCGAGGACCGCCCCCUCUUUCCCCACCGUGGUCUCCUCCUCGACACCUCCCGCAAUUACUACCCCGUCCGCGAUAUCCUCCGCACCAUUCGCGCCAUGAGUCACAACAAGCUCAAUGUCUUCCACUGGCACAUCACGGACUCGCAGUCCUUCCCCAUCCUCCUGCCCUCCGUGCCGGACCUUGCGCUCCGCGGCUCCUACGGCCCUUCCAUGCGCUACUCCCCCGAAGACGUCCGCCGGGUCGUGCGAUACGCCAUGCGCCGAGGCGUUCGCGUCGUCCCUGAGAUCGACGCCCCUGGACACACCGGCUCGUGGGCAGAGGCUUAUCCGGAGAUCGUCACGUGCGCGAACAGGUUCUGGGCGCCGCCCGAUGGCCCGGCGCUCGCGGCGGAGCCUGGCACGGGCCAGCUCAAUCCGCUCGAGCCGAAGACCUAUGACGUCGUCCGCAGCGUGCUUCGCGACGUGGCCGCCCUGUUCCCGGAGUCGUUUCUCCACGCCGGGGCGGAUGAGGUGAACACGGCGUGCUGGGAGCAGGACCCGGUGAUCAAGCGAUUCCUGAACGCAGGCGGCACCCACGGCCAGAUCCUGGAGACGUUUGUAAAUUCCACACGCCCCUUCAUAGUGUCCGCGCUCAACCGCACCGUUGUGUACUGGGAGGACGUCCUCCUGGGCUCGGUCGCCAAGAUGGGCUCCGCGUCGAUGCUUCCGCCGGAGACCACCGUGCUCCAGACCUGGAACAACGGUCCCAACAACACGAAGGUGCUCACGGCAGCAGGGUAUCGGGUGAUCGUGUCGUCGUGGAAUUUCUACUACCUGGACUGCGGCUUCGGGGGAUGGCCAGGCAACGAUAGCCGGUACGAUCGGCAGAUUGCGGACGAGCAGGGUCAGCCGUUCAACUACGCUGGCGGCGACGGGGGUUCAUGGUGCGCGCCAUUCAAGUCAUGGCAGCGGGUCUACGACUACGACAUCACGUACGGGCUUAGCGAGUCGGAGGCGGUGCUGGUGCUUGGUGGGGAGGUGGCCCUGUGGUCUGAACAGGCGGACGGAUCGGUGGUGGACGGGCGGCUGUGGCCGAGGGCAGCCGCGGCGGCGGAGGCGCUGUGGUCGGGGAACCGGGACGAGGCAGGGGGGAAGCGAUACGCAGAGGCGACGGACAGGCUGGCGGAGUGGCGGCAGCGGAUGGUGGAGAGAGGAAUUGCGGCCGAACCCAUCCAGCCCUUGUGGUGCAUCAGGAAUCCAACGAUGUGUAACAUGGUUCAGUAGUUGUUACUCGAUUUACAUCGUCCAUUUGUAUCGUCCUCAUUUGUGCUUGUUUGUAUUUAUUUGUUACCAUCAAAACACUUCAAAUUUCUUAAUA
Messenger RNA from Zingiber officinale, 2023 nucleotides. RefSeq names its product beta-hexosaminidase 2-like. Lineage: Eukaryota; Viridiplantae; Streptophyta; Magnoliopsida; Zingiberales; Zingiberaceae. Gene Ontology annotation, molecular function: beta-N-acetylhexosaminidase activity. Gene Ontology annotation, cellular component: membrane. Gene Ontology annotation, biological process: glycosaminoglycan metabolic process; carbohydrate metabolic process. The record is from RefSeq and is a predicted model, not a curated record. The transcript has 2 exons. The coding region runs from base 160 to 1929 and encodes 589 amino acids.